CACAUAACCAAACCAAACAUACAUGAAAACAAUUUUGUUGUGUCUCAUCUCUCACAAAUCACAACACAACGUUAGAUUCUACAAGUCACAAAUUCUUUCUUUCUUUCUUUCUUUGUUUACUCUAUAAAACAACAACAUCACACUUUCACACUCACACUGUUCUUUUCUCUAUACUUGCUUUCUGUACCCAUCAUGAUGUUUCUUCCAGAUUUCAGAUAGUAUUGCUUCGACAAUUUGACUAGUCCAGUACCGAGUUCUGGAAAUACAAUCCCGCGAGAUCUCAGACGAGUCUUCUGUAGAAGGUAGAUAGAUGGGUUCUAGAAUUCCAUCUCAUCAGCUUAGCAAUGGCCUAUAUGUAUCAGGGCGGCCAGAGCAGCCGAAAGAAAGGGUUCCGACGAUGACCGCAACGGCCAUGCCAUAUACCGGUGGAGACAUAAAAAAGUCAGGAGAAUUGGGAAAAAUGUUUGAUAUUCCUACUGAUGGCUCAAAAUCUAGAAAAUCUGGACCAAUAACAGGCGCACCAUCACGAACAACAUCUUUUGGAGGAGCCGGUUCACAUUCCGGACCAAUUCAUCCUAAUUCUGCUGCUCGGGCUAUCUAUACUACUUCAGGUUCCAUGUCUAUUGGUGGCGCGGCUGGUUCCAAUUCACAAAAGAAAUCUAAUUCCGGGCCGUUGAGUAAGCAUGGGGAACCGAUUAAAAAAUCUUCUGGUCCUCAGUCUGGUGGAGUAACUCCAACUGGACGUCAACAUUCUGGACCUCUUCCUCCUGUUCUUCCGACAACAGGUCUCAUUACAUCGGGGCCUAUAUCAUCUGGCCCGCUAAACUCUUCUGGUGCUCCAAGGAAAGUGUCCGGUCCUUUGGAAGCGACAGGUUCGAUGAAGUUGCAAGGUUCUGCUGUUCCUGUUCACAAUCAAGCUGUCACGGUUCUCAAUCAAGGUGAUGAAUAUUCCUUUAGAAGGAAUUUUCCAAAGGCCAUGUUAUGGUUAUUAAUUCUGCUUUUUGUCAUGGGUUUCAUUGCUGGCGGUUUUAUUCUUGGAGCCGUGCACAAUCCUACUCUCCUUAUUGUGGUUGUGAUUCUCUUUGGCUUAGUUGCUGCGUCUUUCACUUGGAAUACUUAUUGGGGAAGAAGAGCUAUUAUGGGCUUCAUUGCCAAUUAUCCAGACUCCGAGCUUAGAACUGCAAAGAAUGGACAAUUUGUGAAAGUCUCUGGGGUUGUUACUUGCGGUAAUGUGCCUCUAGAGUCAUCUUUCCAGAAAGUCCCCAGAUGCGUAUAUACAUCAACAAGUUUAUAUGAGUAUCGAGGAUGGGACUCAAAAGCUGCGAAUCCUACACAUCGGCGACUUUCUUGGGGCCUUAGAUUGCUGGAAAGGCGUGUGGUUGAUUUUUACAUCUCAGAUUUCCAGUCUGGUUUAAGGGCAUUGGUCAAGACUGGUCAUGGAGCAAGAGUGACCCCUUAUGUUGAUGACUCGGUUCUCAUCAAUGUAAAUCCAACCAAAGAAGAGUUAUCUCCAGAGUUCAUUCGGUGGUUGGGAGAGAGAAAUUUGUCAAGUGACGACCGCAUCACGCGGCUGGAAGAAGGGUAUGUUAAAGAAGGAAGCACGGUGAGUGUAAUGGGGGUUGUUCACAGGAAUGAGAACGUGCUUAUGAUUGUUCCUCCACCAGAGCCAAUUACAACAGGUUGCCACUGGCUCAAAUGUAUUUUUCCUGCUAGCUUGGAAGGUAUAGUCUUAAGAUGCGAGGACACGUCCAAGAAUGAUGUCAUACCGGUUUAACAUAAUGUUGAUCAAGAAUGUUUGUUGCAUCAUCUAAUUGGUGAUUCUUAGAUAGUAUUCUUUUCCCCUCUAUUAUUAGCGGUGGUGGAAUAUAAUAUUGACAGAUUAUUAUAGAUUAAGAUGGCAGAAAUUGUGUGUAUGCGUUUAUUUGUUUAUUUUUCAAAUAUAUUUAAAUAGUUGUAUAGUUAUGGCUAGCUGGUUUGAUGUUCUUUUAGGAUUUGUAAACUUUGGUAAUGUUUGAUGCAGUGAAAAUUCUUAAAUGUUUGAAGCAUA
Molecule: messenger RNA, 2047 nt
Organism: Medicago truncatula (barrel medic)
Lineage: Eukaryota; Viridiplantae; Streptophyta; Magnoliopsida; Fabales; Fabaceae
Exons: 5
Coding region: 311-1774 (487 amino acids)
Source: RefSeq, a predicted model, not a curated record